AUGUUCACCGUUGUUCAUUCAGAUAGAAAAACUUUCUUAAUUCUUGGUCCGAAUGGAUAUUACCUCGAAAUCACGAUUUCAGAUGAUAGAAAUCGUAUUGGAAAUUUUAAUGCAUUUUCUCUUUUUCAAGAUGAUUUGGAAAAGGAAAUUGAAAUAAAAUCUUAUCCGUCUCAUUUUGAUAAUUUCUUCAAAAACAUCGGCGUUAUUUGGGAAUACGCUCCGAAAUCCAUUAAGAAGGAAUACAAACUACUCUCGGACGAACUUGAACGAAAAUUUUCGAAUCUUGAAAUAAAAAGUCGGGAACUUAUGGUAACUAGUCCUAAGAAAAAGUUGAGCCAUGAAGUAGAUGAUGGAACUUCUUCCUCAAAGCAUGAAGGAAACAUUAGAGAAAAUAAAAAUGUUUCUUAUAUGGAUUCGGGCGAUGGUCUUGUUCAAUUUCCGCAUAUCUAUUCGGUUUCCACAUCCGCAAUUUAG
This is a messenger RNA of Funneliformis mosseae, 474 nucleotides long. The record is from the annotation of a GenBank genome assembly. Lineage: Eukaryota; Fungi; Glomeromycota; Glomeromycetes; Glomerales; Glomeraceae.